CCGCAGUGUGACAUGAAUAGUAAUUGUGAAUGCGCGGUCGGUUCGUCCGUCCGCGCACUGCGUGACAGCUGGAUGGGGCCGGUAGGGGGACUGUACCCCGACUGACCGGUAUGGCGGCUCAGUGGAGAUGGUUCCACCGCUCCUAUAAAACCGGACUGUCCGCCCAGGCAGCCACCAGUGCUGUCCAGGAGUCCACGUGUGUGUGUUUGCUGCCCAUCUCAGACAUUGACCGUGUCAUGAAGCUGCUCGUUCUGGCGUGUCUGGCUGCCGUGGCCCUCGCCCGGCCUCAGGAGUUCUUCUCUGACGCCGAGAGGGAGGCCAUCCGCGACCGCGACCGUUUCGCCGAGAUCACCAGCUUCGAGAACCAGCAGACCCAGGACGGCGGCAACGUCAAUUCGUUCACGGCCACCAACGGCCUGGAGCGCCAGGAGGAGAUCCGGCUGCAGGAGGUCCGCGUCAUCAACGACGAUGGGCAGGAAGAGCUCCGCCUCGUGCCCUUCUACACCGGGUCCUUCACGUUCCCGAACCCCGACGGCACCUUCACGACCCGGCGGUACUACACCGACGAGACCGGCAUCCACUUCGAGGGCGACGACCUGCCCGUGGCGCCCCAGGCCUUCUAGAGCGGCGUCCCUGCAGGCCUUCUAAAUCGACACUCACCAUUUCAUCCGCACCAUUCUCACUCCGCUUUCGCCAGCCAGCCCACAAAACGAUAACGAUUAUCUCGUGGCAAGUGUCAGCACUCAGCGAUCAAACGGCGUGGUGAUCCCAUUACUUGUUCAUGUGAAGCAAUACAUGUUUAUUGUUAUUA
Amphibalanus amphitrite is the source of this 811-nucleotide messenger RNA. RefSeq names its product larval cuticle protein 16/17-like. The coding region runs from base 111 to 623 and encodes 170 amino acids. Lineage: Eukaryota; Metazoa; Arthropoda; Thecostraca; Balanomorpha; Balanidae. The transcript is spliced from 3 exons. The record is from RefSeq and is a predicted model, not a curated record.